Pangasianodon hypophthalmus (striped catfish) is the source of this 1802-nucleotide messenger RNA. RefSeq names its product kelch domain containing 2 (gene klhdc2). NCBI's taxonomy places the organism in Eukaryota, Metazoa, Chordata, Actinopteri, Siluriformes, Pangasiidae. The record is from RefSeq and is a predicted model, not a curated record. Gene Ontology annotation, molecular function: protein binding. The transcript has 14 exons. The coding region runs from base 278 to 1579 and encodes 433 amino acids.
GACAUACUAUGUAGUACGUUAGUGUUCGAUUUUAGCAGUAACCCUUUCUAAAGUUGACCCUGUCAUUAUGGCGGCUCAGUGUUGUCUGAAGUCACUUCCUCUAAAAGGCCCGAAAUAACUGGCGUUAAAGUAAAUUCUAGUUAGCGAUAGCAGCCAAAGCAGCUUCAUUUAUUCGCGUGAGUACUACCACGUUAAUCGUAUUUUUGAGCCACGACGUUAGCAAAUAGAGCUUAGCCUGUGUACGGGUUUCUACCUGCUAAACAACAGCUAGGUAAGGAUGGCAGACCAGGAGGAUGAUGCCAAUCUUCAGGACGUCCCAGAGGAGUUGGAUGAUUCUGAGGAUGAAGAAGAGAGUGAUGAAGAGAGGGAUUUUGGGUGGCAUGAGCAGGGAGAGCUGGACUGGUCUGAGGAUGAUGGGGCUGAUUUACAGUCCAUCUCAGACACUCCAGCAGAACGCAGCGGUCACAUUGCAGUAGUUGACAGAAACUGCAUGUAUGUUUGGGGAGGAUAUAAGAAUGCUGAAGCACCUGGGUUAUUUGACUUGUACCUACCAAGGCAUGAAAUCUGGAUAUACAACAUGGAAACUGGAAGAUGGAGAAGGCAGCUGUCAGGAGGAGAUCUCCCUAAUCCAAUGUCAGGCAGCUGCGGUGUAUGUGUGGAAGGCAUUCUGUAUCUCUUUGGAGGCCAUCAUGCUAGAGGAAAUACUAAUUUGGUUUAUCAUCUGCCUCUGAGGGCCUCUGACUUCCACUGGGAGAGGAUGAAGAACCUUAAGGGUUUGGCCCCCACAUGUAAAGACAAACUAGGCUGUUGGGUGUACUUGAAUAGGCUGGUGUAUUUUGGGGGCUAUGGCUAUGAGGCAGAAGCAGACCAUCGCGGAACAUUUGAAUUAGAUGAAAAUUCGCUUAUGGGUAACCACCAAGGACGGGGCUGGAACAAUCAUAUUCACAUUCUUAACCUUGAAACGUCAGCCUGGAGUCAACCCAUUACAAAGGGAAAUGCUCCGACACCACGUGCAGCCCAUGCUUGUGCUACUAUGGGAAACAGAGGUUAUGUUUUUGGAGGCCGAUAUAUGGAUCUUCGACUAAAUGACCUGUACUGUAUUAACAUGGACACCUGGGAAUGGACUGAAAUGUCGGUACCUCAGCACGGUCCAGUUGGCCGCUCAUGGCACUCUUUCAUACCCGUGUCAUCAGAUCACAUCUUCCUGUUCGGUGGCUUCACUACUAAUCGAGAAACACUAAGUGAUGCCUGGUUGUACUGCGUGACCAGAAACGAGUGGAAGCAGUUUAAACACCGCCACAAAAAAAGUCCAAGACUUUGGCACACAGCAUGCUCAGGUCUAGAUGGAGAAGUGUUUGUAUUUGGGGGCUGCGCUAAUAAUCUUCUCUCACAUCAGCAAGCAUCCCAUAGCAAUGAGCUACUAAUUUUCACAGUUCAGCCAAAGUCCCUGCUUAGGUGCUGUACAGAGGUUAUUAUGCAGCACAGACAUCAGCUUGAGAGCAUGUUUGACUGCUUGCCCAAACAUCUCCUACACAGCCUCCAACAGAGAUUCGGUUCAACCAAUACUGGAGGAUCCUAGAACCACAUACAUACACAUUUCAGUAAGCUAAGCGCAAUAUUGGGAAUCUGUGGCACAACUCCAGUGCUCCUGUGCUUAACUCGAAAGAGGCUUGUUUGAAGAAUGCUGAGACAGAGAUACAGAUGCUGUUUGGAGGUUAAAGGCCCCUUCUAGUCCAAAAUCAAAGCUUGUAUGGUGGUUGUUCGGUAAACCCUGUAUAUUCUAAAUAAAAUGUAUGAUUUUA